UGACGAUGUAUCACGUGACCCACGCUAACCGCCAUCUUUGCUUAUCGUAUAAACAGUGCGACCGGGUUCAGCACGAAUUCUUGUUGAGAAAUUGUGGUUUUUCCAGUGUUUUUGAGUGAUUCAGUUGCGAAGAAAUGUCGGAGAUCAAGGCGGAGAACAAGAACGAUAACAAUAUCGAGGAUGUGUCAAAGGAUCAUUCAGCAGAGGAGAAACCCAGCCCAACGAAAAAUAAACGAGGAGGCACGAAAAGACUCUCUACACUAGAAAGAUUGGCUCAAGAAGGAGAGCGAGUCACAAAGGAUUUGAAUGCAUCUGUUGGAGAAGUUGAAGGGAGGAGGCGCACACGUAGUUCAGCACGAGGCCUAACCUCAUCAACACCUGUGCCAUCUCCACCUAAAAAAGAGAAGAGGGAUACAUCAACAAAAGGCACUGGUCGUGGGCGCGGGCGUCCUAAACGGCAAGAGAAAAAUAAUGACAAUAAUACAGAUGAAGAAGCAGCUAACAAUAAAAGCGAAAAGCAUUCUGAGGAAGAAUCUAUGAAAAUGGACGUGGAUGAACACAAAGAGGAAACAGAAAAAUUGGCGGAUAGCGAGGACAAGAGUGUUGCGAAAACUGAAAGUAAAGAGGCUUCUGAAAAGGCGCUUGACUCUAAUUUCAAGGAGGAAAAAGUUACAGAAGAAUCGGAAAGCUUCGCAGAAGAAAGCAAGAGUUCUAGUGUCAGUGAAGAGAAAAAGGAGGAAGACAUAAAGGAUAGCUCGGAUUCGAGUCAAGAUGCAACAGACACAACAACAGAGGCACCACCUUCAUCUUCAUCAGAGUCUCAAAAUCCUUCUAAUGCUACUACUACAGAAGAAAAUAAGGAAUAACCUCCUUUCGUCUGUUUACCAACUUCAUCAGGUACCAGGGCGGCGCACACAUUGGGGUUACAAAGCCAGUCCCCUCGUCUAUUUUAACAAAUUGACACCUUCUUGCCGAUCGUUAUUCUAAUCAGCGUGCACGAGUAUUAUUUUUCUUUUUAAUUCGCAGACGAAAUAUUGGGAUAUGUUUUUGCUAUACAUUCAUUGCCAGGAUAAAUAUAUGUUUAAUUAAGGUAUUAAAUGGUAUUGAGUGUACCAUAGAGUAGUUGUUCUAAUGUACUUUUACUUCGGUAAAGAGUAAAAUUACUCGUGCACUGAUUAGUUUACGAUGCAAAAACAAGGUGUAGAGCGUACGUUGUUCAUGUACAAUGAUAAUAUUAUUGUAAAAUAUAUUUAAUAUGGACUUA
Messenger RNA from Bombus impatiens (common eastern bumble bee), 1264 nucleotides. Its product is annotated as myoneurin. The transcript has 4 exons. Bases 135 to 866 code for a protein of 243 amino acids. The record is from RefSeq and is a predicted model, not a curated record. Lineage: Eukaryota; Metazoa; Arthropoda; Insecta; Hymenoptera; Apidae.